Cydia fagiglandana is the source of this 1996-nucleotide messenger RNA. RefSeq names its product piggyBac transposable element-derived protein 2-like. The coding region runs from base 28 to 1836 and encodes 602 amino acids. The transcript has 2 exons. NCBI's taxonomy places the organism in Eukaryota, Metazoa, Arthropoda, Insecta, Lepidoptera, Tortricidae. The record is from RefSeq and is a predicted model, not a curated record.
GUGAAAUCAGAGACAUCGGAUAAUCUAAUGAAGGAGGAUUUAUCAGGAGCAGGUAUGCGUAAUAAACAAAUCGAAGAGUUGCUUGUUGAAUCCGAGCUGGAGGAUUUUUUGCCAUCAGAUGACGAAAUUUGCGACCCAGAGUACCAGCCCGGUGAUGAACCGUGCAGUUCAAGUGAGAAAUCGAGUUCCGAAGAAAGUGAUGAAAUACAGCAAGCAGUUGAAAGGCGUGGGACAAGUAGACGGGGUAGAGGUAGAGGAUGGGGGAAUUGUGGAGGUAGGGGGAGUGGAAGCGGUCUAGGAACGGAUAACGACGGCCAACUUGAAGGAGACUACGAUGUCGAACCCUCGUCAUCUUCACCCACUAGCAGCCAGAAUAACAGCAAUAACUCUAGCACACGUUUUUCCGAGUUAGUUCAGCCUGCGUACUUACCGGCUGACACUACAGGCUUCGAUAAAAUCGAUUACUUAUAUCAAUACAUCGACCACGAACUUAUAAAUCUCAUAGUGACAACUACGAAUCGAACUUAUGAAAGAAAUGGACGUAAUUUACUUUUGACUGCGGAGGAACUGUGUGUCUACUUGGGCAUAACACUUGUGAUGGCGACAAUCGACUACCCGAAUAUACGGAUGUAUUGGGAGAAAAAGUGGAGGGUAGCGGUUGUUGCUGACAAUAUGGCUCGUAAUAGAUUUUUGGCUUUAAGGAACUCCCUGAAGGCAGUUUUUGAUCCUGACAUCACGACGGAAACUAAAAAUAAAGAUAGAAUUUGGAAGAUACGCCCCUUAUUUGACCGCAUAGUCGCCGGAUGCCGUAAACAGCCGAAAGACCAAUGCCUGUCAGUCGAUGAAAUGAUCAUACGGUUUACCGGUUCGUGUUCAAUCAAACAGUUCAGUCCCGGAAAGAAUAUGGUGGGCAUAAAAGCUUUUGUAUUAGCAAAUCCGGAUGGUACUAUUUGUGACAUGCAUAUAUAUUCAGGGCAAACUACCUACGCCAAUGAGGACACUGAUUUUGGCCUACGACAAGCAGUCAUUACGCUGACAGAGUACUUGGUACCUGGUCAUGUACUAUAUUUUGACAGGUAUACUUCAGAGAAGUUACUCGAUGAAUUAGAGCAAAGAGGAAUCAGAGUGGUUAUGAAAAAUCGAAUUUCUGUAAACGCGCGUUCCUUAUUUAUUAGUGACAAAAAAAUGAAGACUGGUCGUGAAUCUUCUCAGGUAGUUCGGAAUGGUGAAAAGGGGUUUGAUUACAAACCAGUGAAUCUUGGGUCUUCUUCUGACGUGCCAGAUAGUUGCAGACGUUGGUGUGAGAAAACUAAAACGUAUGUUAAUAUUCCACGACCUACGAGAGAAUACAAUUCGAAAAUGGGCGUGAAUUUAGCGGAUCGACUGUUAUCUGUUUGUCCCUAUCGCUAUAAAACUAGAAAAUGGACACAAAGAUGCUUCGCGGCCUUAAUCGAUUUAGCCGUAUGUAAUUCCUGGCUUCAGUACAAAAAAGAUCAAUUGGCAUCCUCGGUCCCCGUAAAGAAAAUUCCACAGUUGCGAUGUUUCAAAAUGGACUUAGGAGAAAUUUUGAUACAGUCAUAUUCACAUAGUGAACCAGCUUCUGAACACGAUCAAGAACCCAAAAUAAAACGCAAAAGAGGCAGAACGGCGUUAGUGCCUGAACCAAGCAAACAAUUUCGCAACUCUGGUGCUAAACACUUGCCGUAUUUAGUCGAAAACGUGGGUCGAUGCCGCCAUUGCCACCACAAUCGAACCCAAUUCAAGUGCAGGGCGUGUAAUGUGAGCUUAUGCCUCACAAAAACGAGGAAUUGCUUUGUAGAUUUUCACGAUUCAUGAAUGAGUGAUGAAUUAUGUUAUUUUGUAACUACCUUCAAUAGAAAGUAGAGCUGAUCUCAAAGUUAUCUAAAGUUAAGUCUUAUGUUAAGUUAGGUUUUUUGUAGCUUGUUAUCAAGCAUUUUAGUGUCUAAAUAUUCGAAUUUUCUAAAAAAUAUGUUUU